Engraulis encrasicolus (European anchovy) is the source of this 2861-nucleotide messenger RNA. RefSeq names its product FAM20C golgi associated secretory pathway kinase a (gene fam20ca). Bases 686 to 2554 code for a protein of 622 amino acids. The record is from RefSeq and is a predicted model, not a curated record. Lineage: Eukaryota; Metazoa; Chordata; Actinopteri; Clupeiformes; Engraulidae. The transcript has 10 exons. Gene Ontology annotation, cellular component: Golgi apparatus. Gene Ontology annotation, molecular function: protein serine/threonine kinase activity. Gene Ontology annotation, biological process: protein phosphorylation; enamel mineralization.
CGGAAUGAGCAGGAGACCAUCACCGAGGCAAGUGCACGCAGACGCCGAUACACCUGUCAAACAAGAGCUUUCACUAGCUCCUCGUCUGACAGCGAAACGUGGUUAUAUUUGGACCGGAAAGCUUGGCUGGGCUUGUCGUCUUGUUUCCAAGUUUCCCUUUUAUUCUGAAAUAAUUUUUCGCGUCAACAACGACCUCUCUUCUUCAGCACGGCAUUCCAGUUCAGGUGUUAGGUCACCCAUCAGUCGGCCGUUUUUGCUCGCUUGUUUUUGAAUAGCAAGUAUUCAUAUUGACAAUGUGAGGCACGCGCUUCCUUCACUGAAUGCAGGAAGAAAAUAUGGAUUAAUUUCUACCAGUUUUCCCAUUUUGGUUGUCAUAUUCGCCGUCGCGCAGAGGACCGGACUAGGAUGGAGAAAUAGCGGCACGUGGGCAUCGCGUAAUUGUGCUAUAUUUGAAAGCAUUUUUAUUAUUCACCCUAUUUUUACGAGAUUGUCACAUAUCCUCGAGGCAGGCUGUCAACUGCCGACAAGUUCAUACUGCAACGCGAGCCUCCUGAGAUGUAGGUUCGCUCAUCAUCCUGAGGAAGCCAGGCAAAUAAAGACUUAUUUUACUUCUUGAACGUAGAGAUGUUGACAUAAAACGGAGUGUAUUCGUUAUGGUCGUAGAUAUUCUUCUUUUCAACACCGAAUGGUGUAUAUCGCAUGCCGUGUAAAAUUGACAUAUUUGCGCUGGUGGUGUUAUAUCGUGAAAUCCCACAAUAUCAUCAGGACAUUAUAUUUAAUUGGAAUGGUAAAGAUGAUAUUGUUUCGGAAAUUUCGUGUUCUCAUCCUCAUGGUCUUUCUGGUGGCGUGCACCAUGCACAUCAUGAUAGACUUGCUGCCGAAGCUGGAGAAACGGGCGGCAGGAGCGAACUCUGGCACGGGAGGUUGCUCGUGCUCCCAUAAUCCCAGCGAAGAACCACGGAAUUGGGCUAAGCAACAAGCGAGGUCUGGACCGGAGGCUGGUUGGCCUAACAAACACACUUUGAGGAUUUUGCAAGAUUUCAGCAACGAGCCAAGUUCCAAUCUCACCUCUCACUCGCUGGAAAAGGUCACCGGCGCAGACAAAGCCGAUUCUGUGAAGCGGGUCCCCGGGAACUCCGAGAGUCAGAAACCCCUCAUCAAGGAUCCCGGCGCAGGGAAGAAAGCAAGUGCAACCGGCUUCUCACGCCUGGCAGCGCUGUACGACCACCCUUUGUACAAGAUUGACCUGCCCUCGCUCUCCGACGAUGACACUUUGUUCAGUGUCAACACUGACAUCCGACUGUACCCCAAAGUCGCCGGUAACCCUGAAUGGCAUAACGAGGCCAAUGCGGAGGUGGAGGAGUACAGUCCCACGGGGGGCGUGGCGGCCGAGUCCUACCCCAACUGGCUGCGCUUCCACGUGGGCAUCAACCGCUAUGAGCUGUACGGGCGCCACAACCCCGUCAUCGAAGCCCUGCUCAAGGACCUGGUCUCCCAGAGCAUCACCAGCGUGGCCAUGAAGUCAGGUGGGACCCAGCUGAAGCUCAUCAUGACCUUCCACAACUAUGGACAAGCCCUCUUCAAACCCAUGAAGCAGACGAGGGAACAGGAGACCCCUCCAGACUUUUUCUACUUCUCCGACUUUGAGAGACAUAAUGCCGAGAUAGCAGCCUUUCACCUGGACAGGAUCCUGGACUUCCGGCGAGUUCCACCAGUGGCUGGGCGUCUCGUCAACAUGACACGGGAGAUCCGCGACGUGACCCGUGACAAGAAGCUGUGGAGGACCUUCUUCGUGUCCCCAGCCAACAACAUCUGUUUCUAUGGCGAGUGCUCGUACUACUGCUCCACUGAGCAUGCUCUGUGUGGUAAGCCGGACCAGAUCGAGGGCUCCCUGGCCGCCUUCCUGCCGGACCUCACGCUGGCCAAGCGCAAGACCUGGAGGAACCCCUGGCGGAGGUCCUACCACAAGCGCAAGAAGGCAGAGUGGGAAGUGGACCCUGACUAUUGUGACGAGGUGAAGCAGACGCCUCCGUACGACCAAGGCACUCGCCUCCUAGAUGUCAUGGACAUGACCAUCUUCGACUUCCUAAUGGGUAACAUGGAUCGCCACCACUACGAGACUUUCGAGAAGUUUGGCAACGACACGUUCAUCAUCCACCUGGACAACGGCAGAGGGUUCGGGAAGCACUCCCACGAUGAGCUCUCCAUCCUGGUUCCUCUAAGUCAGUGCUGCAGAGUGAAGCGCUCCACCUACCUGCGUCUGCAGCUGCUGGCCAAGGAGGAGUUCCAGCUGAGCCGGCUGAUGGAGGAGUCCCUGCUGCGCGACCGGCUGAACCCCGUGCUGAUCCGGCCCCACCUGGAGGCCCUGGACCGCCGGCUGCGCGUGGUGCUGAAGGUGCUGUCCGACUGCGUGGAGAAGGAGGGCUUCGCCGGCGUGGUGGAGGACGACCUGGAGCAGGGGCAGGGGCAGGGCGGGCACCACCACCACACCAACACCAACACCAGGGCGGGCGCGCCGCCGCACCACCACCAGCCCGGCAGCAGGGGGAGGUAGUGAGGUCACCGCUGGAGAGGAGAGGAGAGGAGGGGACCAUGGGGGGAGGAUGGAUGGAGGACACCACAGCUGGGUCGGGUCAGGACUGGACCGGACCGGUCGGGCUGAGCCCAAAGGAUACUGAUCUACGUACAAAGGCUGUGUGUGGAGCAUGACGGUGGACCAGAUAUUGAACCCUCGCCAUAGUUGUACACACGCCUCCAACCACACACCACCUUCUACUGUAUCUCAAGAGCCCCCUACACACUGACCGCUCGCUGCAUGGGUGGGUGGGUGUCAGAGGAGAAGGCUUUGUUGCUUUAGCUGA